CUUCGUAACUUUGAAAGAAUACAUUUUCCUAUGUGGUUGUCUCAAGCAUUCAGAUAUUUUCUUUACAUUUCUUUGUUGUCUCUUCACCUGACCAGCUAUGCCGAACCUCAGCAUUGUGUUGACCUGCCUCAUCUGCCUGCCGUUGGCCGUGUCUGUCAAGGAGUCACUGUCUCUCAGCCACAGGGUUCGGUGGAAGCCAGAGAGGGGAAUACAGUCACUUUAAUCUGUGUCAUGUCAAGUGACACUCCACUGGGACCAGUGAGAUGGUACAAAGGAUAUGGCAGCGAGCGCACACACUUCUACUCAGUAGUCCCCAAAGAAGGAGAUAAGAAUGACCCUCGAGUGACCUGGACAGUGGAGAACACGACAGUCAACUUUAGCAUCACAAUAAGAGACGUCAGAGUCAGCGACACGGGAGAGUAUUACUGUGAGAAAUACACAAUGGCAGAUUGGGACAAACCAAAUGCCUCACCAUUCGCUUCAGGACUGGGGGUCAGCCUGACUGUGAUAGGUGGGCAACAUUCGGUAACCUUUUUUGUUUUUAUGUGCUACUUAAUAUUUCUCAUUGACCAGAAUUUGUGUGCUUGGUUCAGCGUCUUUCAGCCUCAGGGUCACAUUGAGAAGAUGGAGGGAAGUGACGUCACUUUAAUCUGCCACAUGUCAAGUGGGACUGUGCUGGGACCGGUGAGAUGGUACAGAGGUGCUGGCAGCAAGCACACACACUUCUACUCAGGAGCCCCUAAAUAUGGAGAUGCAAAUGACCCUCGAGUGACCUGGACAGUGGAGAACCCAAUAGUCAACUUCAGCAUCACAAUAAGAGACCUCAGAGUCAGCGACAUGGGAGAGUAUUACUGUGAGAAAUACACAAAGGGAGAUGAGAACAAACCGUACGCCUCAGGACCAGGGGUCACCUUGACUGUGAGAGGUUUAAGUGUCUCUCAGCCUCAGGGUCGAGUGGAGGCUCUGGAGAGAAGCGACGUCACUUUAGUGUGCGUCAUGUCCAGUGAGACUCCACUGGGACCAGUGAGGUGGUACAAAGGUGCUGGCAGCGAGCGCACACACUUCUACUCAGCAAUCCCCAAAGGAGGAGAUAAGAAUGACCCUCGAGUGACCUGGACAAUGGAGAACCCAACUGUCAACUACAGCAUCACAAUAAGAGACCUCAGAGUCAGCGACACGGGAAAGUAUUACUGUGAGAAAUACACAAAGGCAGAUGAGAGCAAACCGUACGCCUCAGGACCGGGGGUCACCCUGACUGUGACAGAGGCCAUAAAAGAGAGCUGGGAAGUCAGUGGCCAUCUUCUUUCCUUCUUUAAUUUGUUUCUAUUUGACAGGCACGACUCGCACCAGUUGUUCUUAUCACAAGUCACUUUCUCAUCUUCCUCCACAGGAGUGCCCAUCAUCACCGGCCCAGCAAGCAGGGUGAAGGUGGGAAACGAUCUUGAAUUAACUUGUGAGGUCAACGGGGCCAGCGACAUCACAGUCAAGUGGUUCAAAGAUGAGCAGGAAGUGACCCCUGAGCUCAGAGAUACAUCGGGGGGCGGAAAAUCAAGCAGAAGUGUCAUCAGACUGACUGCAAAGAUACAGGACAUCAAGUCUGUCAUCAGGUGUCAGGAGUCGGGACUCUCCGCUCAGACCCCUUUGGAGGACAAAUUUCACUUGAAGGACGUCAUUGCAGUUUUACCUGGAGUGCCAGUCAUUGAGAACCCUAAGCUGGUGCUGGGCGACUUAGUAAUCAUGACGUGUAAACUCAGCGGCGUCUACCCCAAAGAUAUAAAGGUGACCUGGGACAAGACGUUUGAAAGCUCCCAGUCUCAGCAUUCAGAAGAACACGAGGACGGCACCUUCACUGUCACCUCUGUGCUUUCAUUCAUUGUGAAGGAGGAUAUGAGGGGCACCCGGCUGACAUGCCAGGCGGGAUAUGAAGGGUUAACACCUGUGAGUGGCGCGGUGACACUGGGCGUCAGAGAUAUUAAAGCAGCCCCCGUGAAACUGGGUGUGGGGGGUGGGGGGAGGUUUUUUGAUAGUCAUUGUUUCUGUUACACAAAACUGGACAAUAAACUUAAUAAAAUAACUGAACAUGCAUUGGUGUGA
Messenger RNA from Polypterus senegalus (gray bichir), 2094 nucleotides. RefSeq lists its product as uncharacterized. The transcript has 7 exons. Gene Ontology annotation, cellular component: plasma membrane. Lineage: Eukaryota; Metazoa; Chordata; Cladistia; Polypteriformes; Polypteridae. Bases 31 to 2094 code for a protein of 687 amino acids. The record is from RefSeq and is a predicted model, not a curated record.